AUGUUGAUCACUGUUCGUGGUGAAGUAGUAGAGAUACCUUCUCUCGCCGAUUUAAAGCAUUCGGCAAAAGGAGUAGUCCGGGAAGGAUGGGUAAUGUUAAAGGAAGAAAAAACAAAGUAUCUUCCAUGGACGAAGAAGUGGCUUACUCUUUCCCAUAAUUCGAUUUCAAUCUACAAAAGCAAUAAAUCAGAUUCAGCGCAGUUAACAAUUCUCUUGAAGGAUAUCGAGAAAGUGGAGCGAUCUAAAUCUCGGACGUUUUGUUUUCGAUUAAAACUAAAAAUCUAUCAGUCUACAUCACAAGCUCUUGAGAUUUCAGUUUCCAACAAUAUGGAUUGCUACGAAUGGAUGGAUUCCAUUUCAGCUAGAAUUUUAUCCAACAAAGUUUCAGGACCCAUGGAUCCUAAACAUGAAAUACACGUAGGAAUUGACAGCAAUGGUAAAUAUGUUGGUCUUCCAAAAGAAUGGUCUAUCCUACUCAACAAUGGCUCGGUAUAUGCUAAGGAUAUUCUUGAGAAGCCCAAAUCAACCAUCCAGGCAUCGAACCAUUCUAGCGAAGAAUUCUGCCAUCAAAGAGACUAUAUUAAGUUUGGGAGUCAGAUAAAACUGAAAGCUUCUAUUAUCAGAUAUAGUCCACCCGUGUUUUCCCCUUCAGCUAUGUCUAAUGAGGCAUCCAUUCACGAUUCUGAUUGUACAACUACAAGCUCUUCAUAUGAUGUCGAUGAAGAUCAAUUAACAUUAGCUCUUCAGAAUGACAAAAAAAUAAAUAAAAGAUCUUCAGAAACUUCUCACAGUAGAUCUUUUGAUGACUUAAGUCUCAUGGAUUCCUCAUUCUGCGAAAAACAACAAUCGACUCCUUCCGUCCACAACAAAAAUGAUGAAACCUCUAAUGUAAAACUAACAGAGAAACAAGUAAUGGAGAUAUUAAAAAGUUCCAUUAUCUCUAAGGACCCUAGUACUCUAUUUUCCGUAAAGCACAAACUUGGUCAGGGUGCUUCCGGAUCCGUGUAUCUGGCCAAGGUGAAGGCAGACCAUCAAUUUUACAAAAAUGGACUAGUAGCCAUUAAAAGUAUUGACUUCCAUAGUCAGAGUCGGAAAGAACUUCUCUUGAAUGAGAUUACUGUCAUGCGCGAAUCGUUUCAUCCAAACAUAGUAAGCUUCCUUGAUGCCUUUCUCAUCAAAGAAAGGCAUCUAUGGGUUGUUAUGGAGUACAUGGAUGCUGGUUCCUUAACAGAUAUUAUUCAACGUCACAAACUUAACGAAGAGCAAGUUGCUCGAAUAUGCCUAGAAACGUGUAAGGGCAUUCAACAUUUGCAUGCACGUAACGUGAUCCAUAGGGAUAUCAAAAGCGACAAUGUACUGAUAAAUAAAGAAGGGCAAAUAAAAAUUACGGACUUUGGCUUCUGUGCACGACUUAUGGAUCGUUCUCAUAAACGUGUAACUAUGGUCGGAACUCCGUACUGGAUGGCUCCUGAAAUAAUUAAACAACAAAAAUAUGGAACAAAGGUUGACAUUUGGAGUCUCGGAAUAAUGAUUAUUGAAAUGCUUGAAAACGAACCUCCUUACCUUGGAGAAGACCCUAUGAAAGCAUUGUACAUGAUUGCAAAAACAGGAACUCCUUCUCUUAAAAAACCUGAACUUGUAUCUAAAGAAUUACUAUCCUUCUUAAACUCAUGUUUGAAUACCGACACAGUGUUUAGAGCAACUGCCGCUGAACUUUUAAACCACUCCUUCCUUCGACGAGCAUGUUCACCUAAGACCUUAAUCCCUUUUAUUUCUGCUGACGUUGUCAAACCCCGUAAUCAUUAA
Molecule: messenger RNA, 1806 nt
Organism: Schizosaccharomyces octosporus yFS286
Lineage: Eukaryota; Fungi; Ascomycota; Schizosaccharomycetes; Schizosaccharomycetales; Schizosaccharomycetaceae
Product: STE/STE20/PAKA protein kinase Shk2
Exons: 1
Coding region: 1-1806 (601 amino acids)
Biological process (GO): regulation of MAPK cascade; intracellular signal transduction; protein phosphorylation
Cellular component (GO): cytoplasm
Molecular function (GO): ATP binding; protein serine/threonine kinase activity
Source: RefSeq, a predicted model, not a curated record